UGAUUGGUCAGUGGGCGGUGUUCUUCGGAGGUUUCAUUGAGAUAGGGUACAGCUGGGGAGCGCAGCGGAGUGAGCUCACACAGUGAAAGCGUCUGAACGUGAAGAAAGAUUGAUGUGGACGUGACGGUUUUUAGGAGGACAGGAAAGUUGUUUGUUUGAGCCCGUGGCACACCAAAGACCCACGAAAAACAACCAAAAUGCUUUGCCACGUGACUCGUCCGGACUCGGUGGUGAUGGAAGUGCAAGUCGACGCGAAGGCGAACGGAGAAGAUUGUCUCAAUAAGGUUUGCAGGAAGUUGGGCAUUAUUGAAGCUGACUACUUUGGGCUGCAGUUCACGGGCAGCAAGGGAGAGAAUCUGUGGCUGAAUCUGAGGAACCGCAUCUGCCAGCAGAUGGAUAAUGUGACGCCGUGCCGGCUGAGGCUGCGGGUCAAGUUCUUUGUGGAGCCUCAUCUCAUUCUGCAGGAACAGACCAGACACCUGUUCUUCCUGCAUGUGAAGGAGGACCUCCACAACGGUCACCUCCGAAUGGGCUCCGAACAAGCAGAGGAGCUGAGUGCCCUGCUGGCUCAGGCAGAGUUCGGGGACUACAACCAAAACACCGCCCAGUACUGGUAUUCGGAGCUGUGCGGGGAGGAGCCCAGUGCCGCCUCCAUCAACAGCAUCAUUUCCAGACACAAAGCUUUAGAAGGCUCGAGCCAAGCUUCUGUGGAGUACCAGGCCCUCCAGCUGGUCUCUGCUAUGGAGCAUUAUGGGGUGGAGUGGCACUGGGCCCGUGACGCCAACGGUCAGCGGACGGCCAUCGGCGUCGGUCCUGAGGGGAUCGCCGUUUGCAAAGACGACUUCACUUUGGUCAAUAGAAUAAGUUAUCCCAUCAUCCAAAUUGCCACGCAGUCGGGGAAAAGUGUCUAUCUGACGGUUACCAAGGAUACCAACGACAGUGUAGUGCUUCUGUUCAAGUUGAUCAGCAACCGCGCAGCCAGCGGUCUCUACCGCGCCAUCACAGAGACGCAUGCUUUCUACAGGUGCGACACGGUCACUAACGCAGUGAUGAUGCAGUACAGCAGAGACUUCAAGGGCCACCUGGCAUCCCUCUUCCUCAACGAGAACAUCAACGUGGGCAAGAAGUACGUCUUCGACAUCAGACGCACCGCCAAGGAGGUGUACGACCACGCCCGCCGCUCGCUCUACAACACCGGCAACAGAGACUUGGCGUCGCGCUCCAAGAGCAGCUCCCCGUCCUCGUGCUCUCCGACCAGAGACGACCAGCAGGACAAGGACCUGGACUGCAGCAGCUGCCACAUGAGCCGAGCCCUGCAGGAGCGGCUGCAGAAGCUCCGGGAGGCCCUCCUCUGCAUGCUGUGCUGCGAGGAGGAGAUCGACGCCGCUUUCUGCCCCUGCGGACACAUGGUGUGCUGCCAGACCUGCGCCAACCAACUGCAGCUGUGUCCUGUUUGCCGGGCGGACGUGGAGCACGUUCAGCACGUCUACCUGCCCACGUGCACCAGCCUCCUGAACCUGACGCUGACCGACAACAGCCAGCUCCGCAGCAGCAUCCCGCCGCCCAUCCACCGGGACACCACGUCCCCUCACUCCUGCUCCCCCACGGAGUAUGAGCACAAGCUCUGCCACACAUGAGACGCUGACGCCAGCGGGCGCCACGGACUCUUUCAAAGCACCGCCAGCUUUGUGUUUUUUGUAAAGAUGGAACAUUUCCUGCACAGAAAUGGACGUCAAAAUCAAAGAUCACACUCCCAACCACUUUUAUUUUUUUAAUCCCUGUCUCUUUGUCAGGCGUUUUCUUUUAACACAUUUAUUUACUUUCUUUAAAUCCUAUAUUGUGAACUAAAUGAUGAAUCAGUUGAUCUGAUCCAGAACUAUUUUGACUUUGUUUUUUGGGAGAUAGCCGUUUUUGGCUCAGAACCUAAAUAAUGUGACUUUUUAUUUUUCAAUCAUUUAACAGGAUUGAAGUUAUUUUUUUAUGAAUUGAUGGUUUCAAUGUGUUAACAGUCGUUUGUGUGUGUUUGUGUGUACAUUUGAACAUUGCAGUUAUUUUACGUUGAGAUUGAAUCGUUGUUUGAGUUUCUACACCAAUGAUGGAGGUUUUCCUUGGCGCCGCUGUUCUGCUUUAACCUGUUCUUGACACGUUCCCGGGUCUCCGACUUUAGCGAUUAACUAAAGCCUGUAAACGGAUGCCGCUUAACCGACUGCAGCUCCGUCUCAUCCAAACCGAAGCGGAGAGCGCUGGCAUGCACUCUGCAGAAGCAGCGCCGCAGCUGCUUCCUCCAAAAACCUCCGCUAAAGUUUCUUUAGUUUUCAUGAAUUCUCUUUGCUGUUUUAAGGGUACUAAGAGAUCUGUAAGUGCAAUACUUGUGCUUUUGUUUUUAUUUUUUGCCAAGCUUUUGUUUUUCUUUUUAAUUUAAAUUCUAAGUAUAUAUUUAAACAAGACAAUGCCACUUUACUAAAGAAUAUUCCCACGUCUUUAGAGAUUUGCUUUAAUGUAGCAGCAACAUGUUUGUUAUGACAAACUUUCCUUUAUUGCUGACACCGUCGAGCUCAGCGACUGCAGGGGAAGGAGUUUUUAUCUCACAGCACAAGCAGUUUGUUUCUGUUUUCUGAAGCAAAAGUCUCCAUGCAACUUUUAGAGUGAAAGUCGUUUUUUGUGUUUUUCUAUGCACUCUGCUUUUAAAACGAGUAUUAAUAAAGUUCUUUGGAAGAGAAAAAA
Messenger RNA from Oryzias melastigma (Indian medaka), 2724 nucleotides. RefSeq names its product myosin regulatory light chain interacting protein a (gene mylipa). Gene Ontology annotation, biological process: ubiquitin-dependent protein catabolic process. NCBI's taxonomy places the organism in Eukaryota, Metazoa, Chordata, Actinopteri, Beloniformes, Adrianichthyidae. Gene Ontology annotation, molecular function: ubiquitin-protein transferase activity. The record is from RefSeq and is a predicted model, not a curated record. The transcript has 7 exons. Bases 198 to 1637 code for a protein of 479 amino acids. Gene Ontology annotation, cellular component: cytoskeleton.